CCUUCCCUGGCGCUGGUCUCCUCCUCGGCGCCCGGGCUCCCUACCUUAUGUCUUCUAGCCGUACAGGAGGUAGCGUGGCAGUCGGCAGCUGCGCGAAUGUGUUCUGGUCCUGGCCGCGGUGGAGCCGGCGGCGUGCCUGGAGCUGCGAUCGCUGUCGGGACGUUGUGGAAGGACGUGUGUGCGAAGUGCGGGCGGCGCUUACUCGGCGACGGGCAGCGCUGCCUGCAGGCGGUCGUACCAUGGGGGGCUCACGUGCUCACCAAGUCCAAGUGUGCAACCACUGCGGGACGGUGUGGGGCCGCGACGUCAACUCCGCAACCAACAUCCGGCACGCGCUGGUGGAGAUGCUGCUGGGGCACAAGCGACCUGCAUCGCUGCAGACUGGCGGCGGCAGCGGCGGGGGCGGCGGGGGCAGCGGCAGCGGCGGCAGCGGCAGCGGCGGCGGCGCGUGCGCGCAUCUUGGUAGCGGAGGGGGCGGGAAAGGCCACGUGGAGGAGGAGAGCGCAGCGCCGCCCAAGAAGCGGCGCAAGCGCGCAGGCUGAGGAGCCGGCUGGCGGUGUCUAGGUAGCGGUCCGCGGUGGGGCUGGCAGCGCAUGCGUAGCGGCAUGACAAGCAGUGUGGCUGUUGACCACUGUGCUGCGUCUGGCUGAGGUUGGCUCUGCCGUGGCAUCGCGAUUGCUAGGCACCUGGUUUGGCUAUGUGCCUGUGGAAACCGACCCCGGCUAUGUCCAGGCGAUGAGGUUGUUCGGCCUCAGAGAGUGGAGGGGCUCAGCCCCUUUUCCCGUGACCGGCGAACACUUGUCUCGUUGCGGGAACCCUGGCCGAGGCCACGGGAUGGGGUGAUGGGCGUGUGGGGCGUGUGGGGCGUGUUCCGAGCUGUCGCGGUGCGUCGGCCGCGCAGCUCACCCCGCCUUGUGGCGGUUGGGGCCUCGUCGUCGCUAGUUGUUGGCGUUGCUGCCGCUGUCGUCGUUCUUCUUUGUUUGCGGUUGUUCGCUGCCUCGUGCGCUGCGCUCGCGCGCUGUUGGUGUGUGGCGGUGGCUGGUCGUGGUGCGCGCGGUGCGCGCUGCGCGCUCGCUUGCGGCGUGAGCUGUUCUGCAGUGUAAGUGCCCUCGGUU
This is a messenger RNA of Chlamydomonas reinhardtii, 1115 nucleotides long. RefSeq lists its product as uncharacterized. NCBI's taxonomy places the organism in Eukaryota, Viridiplantae, Chlorophyta, Chlorophyceae, Chlamydomonadales, Chlamydomonadaceae. The transcript has 5 exons. The record is from RefSeq and is a predicted model, not a curated record. The coding region runs from base 240 to 542 and encodes 100 amino acids.